This is a messenger RNA of Penicillium longicatenatum, 1029 nucleotides long. Its product is annotated as FPP/GGPP synthase family protein. Gene Ontology annotation, cellular component: cytoplasm. The transcript is spliced from 2 exons. Lineage: Eukaryota; Fungi; Ascomycota; Eurotiomycetes; Eurotiales; Aspergillaceae. The record is from RefSeq and is a predicted model, not a curated record. Gene Ontology annotation, molecular function: (2E,6E)-farnesyl diphosphate synthase activity; dimethylallyltranstransferase activity. Bases 1 to 1029 code for a protein of 342 amino acids. Gene Ontology annotation, biological process: trans, trans-farnesyl diphosphate biosynthetic process.
AUGGCCGACAGAGAAAAGUUCCAGGCAGUCCUUCCUUCCAUAUUGACCGAUCUGGACCAAGAUCUCACUCGAAGAGGAACGCCCAAAGCCCUCAAGGAUCGCUUCCUUGCCUGUCUACGCUCCAAUGUCCAAGGAGGAAAACUCAAUCGUGGCCUUAUUGUCCUCAACACCGGCCACGUCCUGCUACCCCGUCCCCUGUCCGCGAUCGAAAUUCAACAUCUCAGUAUUCUCGGCUGGCUUACUGAGCUAUUUCAGGCCGCGUACCUGAUCUGGGACGAUAUCAUGGACUCCUCCGAGUACCGUCGGGGCCAGCCUUGCUGGUAUCGCCGGGACGGUAUCGGGCUCAGUGCCAUCAACGACGCGUGUCUGAUCAAGUCGUCCAUAAUGGUGCUCCUGCGGCAGUACUUUGGCGACCAUCCGAGCUAUUGUGAGAUGAUGGAGCUAUUUGACGAGGCUGCGUUCCGAACGGAGCUGGGCCAACUCGCUGAUAUGACGACGAGCAAUGAAUGCAGCCUGGCUGAGAUGACGAUGGAACGUUAUGCGUUCACGGCGGAGAACAAGACUGCAUUCUAUAGUUUCUACCUCCCCGUCGCUCUCGCUCUGCAGUACCUCCAGCACGCGACUGAGCAGAAUCUGACAGUUGCACGAGAAAUCCUGCUUCGCAUGGGCCGGUAUUUCCAGGUUCAGGAUGAUUAUUUUGAUGUGUUCGGGGAUCCGAAGAUCACCGGCAAGGUUGGGACAGAUAUUCGAGAUAACAAGUGCUCGUGGAUGGCCCUGAAGGUCUUUGAGCUCUCUAGCUCCGAGCAAAAGGCUAUUCUUAGUCUGUGCUACGGAAAACCAGACACGGAGAAAGAGGCCAGUGUGAAAGAUGUGUUUUGCCAGGUAAAUAUCGAGGACGUGUUCAAGAACUUUGAGACGACCGAGUUAGACAAUCUUGAAAAGCAAAUCGACCAAAUCGGAGGAGAGUAUGGGCUUCUCAAGAAUGCUCUCUGGUCAGUUUUGGGGAAGAUAUCGCGGCGGGAUAAGUGA